AUGAGAAAGCUUCUGAAAACGGCCAUUGCCGAUGUGAAUAAAAUAACUUGUGACGAUGCCGCCAAGUCAUCCAUUCCAUCUAAGGAAAAAUUAAAAUCACUAAUUAUAAAAAAUAUAGACAAAUUUGAAAAUGAAGAAAUUUUGAAAAUAAUCGAAAAGUACAAUGGAAACAAUGGCAACGACAGGAAAAUCCUUAGAAGCAGUUACGACGUUUUUAAAAAUAAUAUACACCGAUACUCUUUUGACCAAAUAAAUAGAAUACUGAGGUUAUACACUACUUCUCAAAUGUAUGACAACCAGUUUAAUGUGUCCAUCCUUGGUUACUUAAUUAAGAGGCUGAAUGCGAUGCCCGCUAACGUAGUCGUCAACGUAUUUCAUAAUUUGGUGAAGGCUGGCCUAAGAGACCACAGAAGUAUUGAGCCAAUUAAAGACCAUAUUGAGAAAAACCUAGAUGCAUAUAAUACCCUAGACUUAACAAUUAUUCUAAGUUCGUUCACCAUGUUGCAGGAGGAUAUUAUAAUGAACAUUGCAAAUGGGGGAGUCAAAGAGAGUUUGCACACCCCAAAGGUGAAGAACCAAUCCCCAGAAUGCGCCUUUAAUUACAACGAAAUUAUCGCCUUCAUACUGAAUAAAAUAAAAAAUGAUGAAGACAUUCACAACAAUUUGAGCGUGAUAAAUUCCAUCUUAAUAUUAAACAUGAUUAGUCGAUUAAAUGUUAAUAAUUACGAAAUUUUUAAAUUCUUUACAAAAAAGUAUUAUAAAAAUUUAAAGGAAAGGGAUGUAGAACCACAUCACCUAACCCUACUGUUGAACUCAUUUGCAAAAUGCAACAUAAACAUUAAUAUUCUCAAAUAUAUAAUUAAAUAUAUGAACAAGGACAAUUUUAUUAACCAGCUGUCCUACGUAAAUAUUACAAAUGCAGUUCAUUAUAUGGCAAAAUUUAACUAUAAAAAUACAUUAUUUCUAAAUCGAUUGAAGGAUAAAGUGAUAGAAAUUGUGGACACAAUUCCGCAACGAGAAUUCAGCAACAUCAUGUGGUCCUUAUCUAAGUUAAAAGUUAAAGACGAUAACUUUUAUUUUAUUUCUCUCCAGAAAGUUAAGGAAAUAAUCCCUUCCAUGGACAUGAUGUCAAUCGCCCAAGUGUUAGAUGCACUACGACGAAGGAAUUUAUCAAGUGAGGUGUCAUUUCUGGACAAGCUGCUCGAUCCCCAGCGGGUUAAAAACGACACGUGUGAUUUGCCCAACAAGUCUCAAGAAUCUAACAAGCAUAACGGAGCAGUGACGGAUAAGAGUGUAGAAUCAGAGGACAAAAGGAAAGGCACUCAAACAGCUGACAGUGCUGAAGAAGAAGUAAAUUCCGAAAGCUCUCCUCUGGGGCAGGAUAACCACGCGUCUGCAAGUAAUACACUUAUACAAAGAACGGACGAAUUCUCCACAAGGAAGGUUAACAAUGUAUGCCACGUUCCCAACGAAUUAGAAAAAAAUGUCAUCGAUUUGUUAAUACAGAAAUAUUUGGAAAAUAUUGAACGCUGUUCACUCCAUGUGUUGACACAGGUCCCAUUUUGCUGUCUCCAAUUGAACUGCACCAAUUACGAAAUUUAUUACAAAUCUCUUGAAGUUCUUAGACGAAAAAAAAAAUAUAUGAGCACCUUAAAUUUAAUAUAUGCAAGGUACUUCAUAAGAAUUCUCAUAGAAAAGCAAGAGGAUAAUUUCCAAAAAUUACCUCGAUCGGUUAAGCAAUUCGCCAGGGAAAUCAUGAACUCGGAUAACACUUAG
Molecule: messenger RNA, 1776 nt
Organism: Plasmodium knowlesi strain H
Lineage: Eukaryota; Apicomplexa; Aconoidasida; Haemosporida; Plasmodiidae
Product: heptatricopeptide repeat-containing protein, putative
Exons: 2
Coding region: 1-1776 (591 amino acids)
Source: RefSeq, a predicted model, not a curated record